Geodia barretti is the source of this 294-nucleotide messenger RNA. The record is from the annotation of a GenBank genome assembly. Lineage: Eukaryota; Metazoa; Porifera; Demospongiae; Tetractinellida; Geodiidae.
GGCCGCUUUGCAGACGUUCGCACAGCCUCUGUGCCUGCUGAGACAUUUAUCACUCAAUCCGGACUUUUUGAAAGGGUAGAUGAAAUGAACAUCAAAGCUCCGACUGCCACAUCCAAGUGCCAACUGACCACUUCUGAGGAUGCGUGGGUGGUUUUGGCGACCGCCAUACUGCCCGGCUACCGGGUCAAAGUUCACAAGUGUACAAGUUUGUGCUUCUGGGUAUAUAUACACUUGCAAGUCAAGACGAUAUCGAUUGCUGAUAUGAAAGAUCUUGUUAUAAAACAAGGGAAAGGA